AUGGGUCACGUCAACAAGUGCUUGUACCUUUCACGUAGCUGUUAUCACACGGCCGUUUCAAGAUCAUGGCCCCACCAUUUUAGAACGGAAUUUCAACGGUUUUUCCAGGUAAGUCGGCGCUUGGAACACUUUAGAUGCCCAUUCGUUUCUUAUUUUCUGUUUUCUUCUUUAGUUGAUUCGUUUUAAAAUGGUUAGUUGACGUCGUAUAUUGUGCACCCUAUUACGCAAGUCCUUGCUCCGCGCUCAUUGUUCCGUUAUCCAGACAUUAUUUUAUGCUGCUUAUUUCAUUCUUUAAUAUUUAUAUGUGCUGCGAGGUAAAAUUGUAGAAAAGUAACAUGUUGUCCUUCCAGAGAGGUACAUCAAAGUGGCUCUUUUUCUGAGAAAAUAAUCUUUGUUUAUUAUGUUUGACUUUAAAGUAACCUGUCCUGUUAUGCAAUCAACACGAUGACAUCAAACGAUCGAGAGUGAAAAUAACUUAUAACUAGGAAAAAAUGAGGAAAAGAAAGAAAUGCCAUUUCUAAACACAGCUGCUGGACGUCACUGCAAGCAAAUUAAACCGCUCGAGGUUUAGAUGGGAGUAAAAUAUACAGAUCAUCCCACCGCUAGAAAUAAAUUAUAUUAAGUAUAGAAAAUUCCUGCUUGUAAACCCUUCAGUUAUUGGCCAAUCUACCUGUCAACAAAAAUUACAUAAAAUACAGGCGAUGAUAAGCUCCCUAUAAUUCCGUUUAUAUUGAAAACCAGUAUAAUGCAAAAGAUGUUUUUAUCAGUACUGCUUAUUACCAUAGCUUUUUCGGAAGAGCGUUUUCUAUAAAUUUCCGGUUAUAAAGCCCCCUCUAACACAAAGUUGUAUAAGCCUAGGGCUUCAAAACGGUAGUUUAGAGUAUCAUGUAAAACUGCAGAAUAUAUACCCAGAAACAAUUUGAGACAAUCCUGAUGUUUAUAAGUUGUUUUGUUUUUUUACAGUCUGGGGAAAAACCUAUAAUUUAUUCGUUCAACAAACGACCAUCUGACGCAUUGAUGCACCGUGGAGCUUAUGGACUUUCCCUUGCGGGGAUUUUUAUUUCUUUUUAUGGAGUUUACUUCAUGGUCCAAGACACAUAUUCAAAGAAACAGCCAAAGUGA
Molecule: messenger RNA, 1122 nt
Organism: Porites lobata
Lineage: Eukaryota; Metazoa; Cnidaria; Anthozoa; Scleractinia; Poritidae
Source: the annotation of a GenBank genome assembly